AUGAAAUAUAAAUUAUACAUAAAGAAUGCAACACAACUAGUAACAGUAUCUAAAGACAAUAAACCAUUCCUUGUUGGUAAAGAGAUGAGCAAUGUAGAGAUUAUAGAAAAUGGAUCAUUAAUAGUCGAUGAAAAAGGAGUGAUUGUAGAUGUAGGAAAAGAACAAGACAUUGGACCCAAGUAUAGAGAUGCCGAGUUUGAGCGUGUGAUAGACGCAUCUGGCAAGUCUGUGAUACCAGGCUUUGUCGACGGACACACUCACCCCGUAUUUGCAGGUGAUCGUGUACACGAGUUUGCAAUGAAGUUGGCUGGAGCCACCUAUCUAGAAGUACAACAAGCCGGAGGAGGUAUCACCUUUACCGUCAAUCACACUCGUCAAGCUAGUGAAGACGAGCUAUUAUCGCUACUACAGCCACGUCUAGACCGUAUGUUGCGACAAGGUACGACAACAAUCGAAGCAAAGAGUGGAUAUGGUUUGGAAAAGGACACCGAGAUGAAGAUGCUAAAGGUGUUGCAUCGCGCCAACAAGAUUCACCCCGUCGAGAUUGUAUCGACCUAUUUGGGUGCACAUUCAAUUCCAAAGGGAUCGACAGCCGCUCAAGCAACUCAAGAUAUUGUAGAGAACCAGCUUCCAGAGUUGGCACGUCUCAGAGCAGCAGGUGAGAUCUCACCCGCCAACAUUGACGUUUUUUUGGAAAAGGGAUUCUUUGAACUCGACGACACUAGACGUAUCCUCGAGGCUGGUAAAGCACUCGGACUAGAGAUUAACUUUCACGGCGACGAGCUUAGUUAUAUGGCAUCGGGAGAGUUGGCCGGCGAGCUCAAAGCACGUGCCAUCAGUCAUUUGGAAAAGGUCAGCGAAGAGGGUAUGAAGACCAUGGCCGCCACACCAACCUUUGGUGUCCUCCUCCCCACCACUGCCUAUGUCCUUCGUCUCGAAGCACCACCCGCACGUCGCAUGAUCGAAUUGGGUGUACCAGUAUGUCUUGGAUCAGAUUUUAAUCCAAAUGCUCAUUGUCUAUCAAUGCCAUUUGUUAUGAAUCUUGCUUGUGUCUUGAUGAAAAUGAAUAUGAAUGAAUCUUUAAUUGCUGCUACUUUAAAUUCUGCUGCAUCAUUAAAUAUAUCAAAUACACAUGGAUCACUUGAAGUAAACAAAUUUGGAGAUAUGAUUGUGAUUGAUUCACCAAGAUGGGAACAUAUUAUCUAUGAAAUGGUAGAUCCUCCCAUUUUAAAUGUAAUUAAAAAGGGUACAGUUGUUUUUAGUAAAUAA
This is a messenger RNA of Cavenderia fasciculata, 1269 nucleotides long. It is a transcript of the gene amdhd1, whose product is annotated as imidazolonepropionase. Gene Ontology annotation, molecular function: imidazolonepropionase activity. NCBI's taxonomy places the organism in Eukaryota, Evosea, Eumycetozoa, Acytosteliales, Cavenderiaceae. The transcript has 3 exons. Bases 1 to 1269 code for a protein of 422 amino acids. The record is from RefSeq and is a predicted model, not a curated record. Gene Ontology annotation, cellular component: cytoplasm.